Molecule: messenger RNA, 1629 nt
Organism: Arachis stenosperma
Lineage: Eukaryota; Viridiplantae; Streptophyta; Magnoliopsida; Fabales; Fabaceae
Exons: 5
Coding region: 1-1629 (542 amino acids)
Biological process (GO): DNA integration
Molecular function (GO): nucleic acid binding
Source: RefSeq, a predicted model, not a curated record
AUGGUACCCGAAGGCAUUGUUCUUGGUCACAAAAUUUCAAGUAAGGGUAUAGAAGUUGACAAGGCAAAAGUAGAAAUCAUAGAAAAACUUCCUUUGCCAACUAGUGUGAAAGCUGUUAGAAGUUUCUUAGGGCAUGCUGGAUUUUAUAGGAGAUUCAUUAAAGAUUUUUCCAAAAUAGCAAAGCCACUAAGCAAUUUGCUGGUGGUAGAAAAUCCUUUUAUCUUUGAUGAUGAAUGCAAGCAUGCUUUUGAAACUCUAAAGGCUAAGCUCACCACAGCACCAAUCAUCACACCCCCAAGUUGGGGACUACCUUUUGAACUCAUGUGUAAUGCAAGUAACCUUGCAAUUGGCGCUGUGUUGGGGCAAAGGAAGGAAAAGAAGCUUCAUGUUAUCUACUAUGCAAGUAAGGUAAUCAUCCCACAAGAGUACACAAAACAACAAGUCAAGAAGCUGCUACAUGAGGCUAAGUUCUUCUUCUGGGAUGAACCAUUCUUGUUCAAAAGAUGCCCAGAUGGAAUGAUAAGAAGAUGUGUGCCAGAAGGUGAGCAAUGCAAUGAAUGUCAAAGAACAGGGGGUUUGUCAAAGAAAAAUGAGAUGCCUCAAAAGUUCAUUUUGGAAGUGGAACUCUUUGAUUUGUGGGGAAUAGAUUUCAUGGGACCUUUUCCUCCAUCCUACACGUUCAAAUACAUCCUGGUAGCAGUAGAGUAUGUCUCCAAAUGGGUAGAAGCAAUAGCAACCACCACAUGUGAUACCAACGUGGUCUUGCAAUUCCUCAAGAAGAACAUCUUCACUAGAUUUGGAGUGCCCAAAGGACUCAUAAGUGAUGGGGGAAGCCACUUCUGCAACAAGCAACUAAACUCCUUACUCCACAAAUAUGGUGUCACUCACAAAGUAGCCACACCAUAUCACCCUCAAACCAAUGGGCAAGCUGAACUUGCCAACAGAGAGCUAAAAAGGAUCUUGGAGAAAACUGUGGGAACAACAAGAAAGGAUUGGGUUAGGAAGCUGGAUGAUGCACUUUGGGCAUAUAGGACAGCCUUCAAGACACCCAUAGGAAGAUCUCCGUUCCAGUUGGUGUAUGGAAAGGCAUGCCACCUCCCUGUGGAGCUUGAGCAUAAGGCCUUUUGGGCCACCAAACUUCUGAAUCUAGAUGCUCAAGCAGCAGGAGAGAAGAGGUUGCUACAACUCAAUGAACUUGAAGAGUUCAGAUUGGAGGCAUAUGACAAUGCCAGAAUAUACAAGGAGAGGGCAAAGAGAUGGCAUGAUAAGAGGAUCUCUCAAAGAACAUUUGAACCGGGCCAAAAGGUGUUGUUAUUCAAUUCAAGAUUGAAGUUUUUCCCUGGGAAGCUGAGGUCUAGAUGGACUGGUCCAUACACCAUCACCAAAGUAUCACCUAGGGAAUGGGCAAAGGCCAAGAGGGACUUACAAGAAGAGCGGGAAAAUAUGUGGAGACUCAUGCAUGAUCGUGAUCAAACCAUAAAGAAUACUAUGCGGCAGGUUGAAGAUUUGAGCAAAGAGUUAGCUAAUGCAUUGUCUGUUGCUGCAUCUGUUGAAUCUAGGACUGCUGUGGCUGAGGCAAAACUCUUUGGCCUUCAAAGAAAAAUGGGUUCCAUUAACGAUAAGGUUUAG